Sphaeroforma arctica JP610 is the source of this 294-nucleotide messenger RNA. RefSeq lists its product as hypothetical. The coding region runs from base 1 to 294 and encodes 97 amino acids. The record is from RefSeq and is a predicted model, not a curated record. Lineage: Eukaryota; Ichthyosporea; Ichthyophonida. The transcript is spliced from 3 exons.
AUGAAUGGAACUUCGUUAAUGAUGGAGGACAUGGAAAAUGACCUCAUUGUACAGGAGAAUAGAUCACCCGGAAGGGCCCGACAGCAAAGCAAGAAGUUCGACCUACGCAGAAUAUCCAAGAGUAUUAUUAUCAGUAAAUCGAAGAGGCGGAUGCUGUAUAUAUUGCUAGCUACUGCGGUGAUGCUAUUCUUGGUUGCUGGUGGCACUACGGCUAUAGUAGUUGUGAACGACGAUGAUACAACAGACGCAUCACACGCACAGGCUGCCCAGGGAGCCGACACCGCCGAUAGUUAG